UUACCUGUAAAGCGCUUUGAUUGGAGUGUCCAGAAAAGCGCUAUAUAAGUGUAAGCAAUUAUUAUUAAUGAAUCGUAUACUUUCAAUUCCUGUGAGGGAAUAAGAUUGGCGACUGUGAUAAUAUUCUAAGCAUCACCGUUAGAGGUCGCUGUAAGCCUUUUCUUUUCCAAACCGAAAACAAGAUCCAAGCGCUGGUGUCUAGCACAAAGAGAAAAGGGAUGGAUUCACUUUUCUCAAAAUCUAAAACGGGUUGAAGCAGUGAAACCCCAGGACAACUGGCCUUGAAACUGUUCAUCUCUGUUGAACAAAACUUUCCUUUUUCUUGAGGCGGCUCCGGACUUUGAUUUGUUCUGCAGUGUGUGUGUGUCUUCGGGUGAUUGUGUGUCUUCUAAAACGAACGUGAUAAACGGUUAAUAAAGUUUGACUGACCGAGAUAGCGGCACUGUAAUGUCGAGUCUGGGUUUCGGAUAACCUUUGGACCGUAUGAAGAUGCGAUAUUACAAGUACGUCUAGAGAGCGAAUUAGCGACAGAGUCGUUUGUGGAUCGAAGUACAGUAACAGUUCAGUAUUGAGGGAUUCCCCGAGCAGCGCUUCAUGAACAGGAUCUUAUAGCAACCUCUGCUGAAGUAAACGACUCACACUGUAUACACAUACAAACUGCAUUGUGGUGUACAACUUUAAUAGCAUGUUUUUAUCCGCAGCUCAAUAGCAAAUUAAAUCUCAGCUGCGGCACUGUUCAGGUCCAAUUUACAUCUCAAUACCCCCUCGUCCUGUACAGAAAUGGCCAGGUCGAUGCUUACUGGUUUUCUGCUCUUUUAACAAUAAUAAGGGCCUAUCCAGCAGAUAGGAUCGAUUGGUUUACGGUCUCGGAAACGAACAGCCUCCGCUAACGGAGGUAUUGCACGUGGACUCAUGGCUUUAAAAAGUCAUCAGUCACCUCUGGCGUAUUGAAGCGAUAAAUGUGGUCAGGCUGUCAUUGCGUGGAGAAGUAAUCUAAUAAAGACAAUGCCCAUUGCGAGCGAUAUCCGUAAAGGCGUCUUUUGUGUACUCGUUUCGCUAUAAUGACUCCAAAUUGGCGUGUAGCUGACCGCAAAAUGUGUGUGCGACCUGUUUCAGAACUAUUCUCCACGUCCACUUGUAAAACUAUUGCCCAAGGUGCGUUAUUUCGUUAUGUUGCCAUCGUCUCUUUCCAACUCGGAGAAACUGUUUUGUUGUUGUUGUUGUUGUUGUUGUUGUUGUUGUUGUUGCGUUUAAAACGCUAGACUGAGAUGUUAGUUAAAACCCCUGUAUUGUCAAGCUCCCAGCCUGCGGGACAGCGGUGAUCGUCGGCACUGAAGUUAUUCUGGCUGCUCCGGCGGGUUACAAUGGAAGUUUAAAGGCAGUUUAUCCUUCUGCGGAAUGAAUUUAGUCUCAAUUCUUAUUCUUAUUCCGCCCCUAAAACAAAGUCAGGUGUACAGGCAAGGAGAACAGAAACCCAGUCAGUUGUUCUGCAUAUUUACGGUGUUGCUCCGCAGACCGGACCCUGACUGGCUCUAUAGACUCUAUAGAUCUCCUGAUCACGAUGUGCUGUGUGUGUGAGGGGGUGGAGAACAAUUCAGGACCCGUGAUUUAUACUAACCCCCAAUGGAUGUUUACCUUAAAAUGCAUCGUGUUGCCAAGGGAAGGCUACAGCGAGCAUUAUUCCACACAGGGAGACACGCUUGUGGUUUGUUCCCGUCUCUCCAUCAGUAACCUGGAAACCGCAGAGAGCGGCCCUGGUAUUUUAGGUUUAAAAAGACGGAAAGAGGGAAGGAGAGGCAGAGGCACUGUGAUAAUUUGAAGCCCUGCCAGGGGUACAUUGUCAAACUCAAAAGACAUUCUAAGAAACAAACCAUUCACUUUUUUUCCCCCUCUCCUCCUUUCCCCCCGGUCGCUGGCCGUUUGAAUCGGCCAAUGGGCUGGCGGCUCGGGACAUUGGCAUGUAAAUGAGCACAGCGCGUGCUCCGCGGCCCGUGAAAGCGCCGGAUUGUUUAUUGAGCUCCCGGAGCCACGCGCCUGGCUCGCGAAGCCGGCGAGCCGAAGAAAGCCCCCCGCGCGGGGCGGGGCCUGCGAGCGGAGCGUGCAAGGGGUGGGGUGCGGACGCGUGUUGAAAAAGAGGAGUGCUGCCAAAGUUUGCCUCAGAUCGGCGAGUGGAGUAGGUGCUUUUUUUUUAAAGGUUGGGAUCCAAGUUCCCCCGUGCGCUCCAGCCACACGCCCCACGCGAACGACACGAGAGCAACACCCAGUCAGUUGUGCGGGUUUUUUUUUUUCCUCUCCCCCGCCUCGCUCCGCGCACAGCCCGUCCAGGAGUCGCCCCCCGCUCGCACUGGGAGAGAUGGAGAGCAGCACCCUCGCCGCGGCGCCGGUCACGCAAGGUGCGUUCUCCUUCGGGCUGGAGAGCCGCGCCGCGCCGGAGUGCUGCGCCGACCCCCCGGGCAAGAGCCGGGUGCUGAAGAGACAGCGCUCCAGCUCGCCCGAGCUGCUGCGCUGCAAGCGGCGGCUGAGCUUCCACGGGCUGGGCUACACCCUGCCCCAGCAGCAGCCGGCCGCCGUGGCGCGGCGCAACGAGCGCGAGCGCAACCGCGUGAAGCAGGUCAACAUGGGCUUCCAGACCCUGCGCCAGCACGUGCCCAACGGCGCGGCCAACAAGAAGAUGAGCAAGGUGGAGACGCUGCGCUCGGCGGUCGAGUACAUCCGCGCCCUGCAGCAGCUGCUGGACGAGCACGACGCCGUGAGCGCCGCCUUCCAGUGCGGGGUGCCGUCCCCCAGCCUGUCGCACAGCUACUCGGCCGACCCGGGCUCGCCGCACUCCAGCUACUCGUCGGACGAAGGCAGCUACGAGCACCUGAGCUCGGAGGAGCAGGAGCUGCUGGACUUCACCACCUGGUUCGACAGAUACUGAUCAGCUGGGGAAAGCUGGUCGUCGAGAUCAAAAAUCAACCGGAGUACCUCUUGUCAGCGUUGCCACGACACGGGAGGAAGGAUUUAAAACCCAAAACCCUCUCCGCGGUCCCUCCUGAAUGAGCUGGACCGCUGCCGGUUCGCCUGGACACUGUUAACAAGGGGAGAAGAUCGGACAGACCCGCGGACUGUUCUGGUUAAAAGAAGUGCAAUUAUAUUUAACGGAGACCAUGAAGACUUGGCCCGGCUUCUGCAGAGACGUGUGGCACCGGGACGGCAUGGACUCGGACCGGACCGGACCGGUACUGCCACUUGUUCAACAGCUCUCGCACCCACGGGUUCUAACGGGGGGGUGGGGUUAGCGCCACCCGUGUCCUUUCCCCGGUCGUGAAAGUUGCGAUUUGAAAUUGUUGUACAUUUUCUAUUCUGUUUGCUAUAUAUCGCGCCGAAUUAUAUGAAGACUUAUUUUUGUACAGGAAUUCGAAAACGAAAACAAAGUUUCUCGGGAAACACUAACGGUGCCACUUUGUUGCUGGAGAUCUGGAGGUUAUUAAGAUCCAGUCGUCAUAGAUAGACCUCUAUAACACUGUUUAAACUGCUGGACGUCCCGGUGUUGUGUGUUUGUGUGUAUAUGGUGUGUCUCGAGCUGGUGAAAUGGUUAACACUGCCUAAGAAUGAUUGAAGGGUUUAUAAUGUAAGGAAGAUUUUUAUAUGUAUGUAUGCACUUGUGUCGCCAUUGUUCCUACUAAAAUGUACAUAUGCAAUUUUUUAACAGAGAUAUCAUAUUUUAUGUAAAAAUAGGCUUUAUAAAUAAAGAAUUUUCUAUUUAUACUAA
Messenger RNA from Lepisosteus oculatus (spotted gar), 3754 nucleotides. RefSeq names its product achaete-scute family bHLH transcription factor 1b (gene ascl1b). The record is from RefSeq and is a predicted model, not a curated record. Gene Ontology annotation, biological process: regulation of transcription by RNA polymerase II; developmental process. Gene Ontology annotation, molecular function: protein dimerization activity; DNA-binding transcription factor activity, RNA polymerase II-specific; RNA polymerase II transcription regulatory region sequence-specific DNA binding. NCBI's taxonomy places the organism in Eukaryota, Metazoa, Chordata, Actinopteri, Semionotiformes, Lepisosteidae.